UGAGGCCUCUCUCGCGGACAAGAAACGUUUGCGGACGGGCCGUGGGUUUUCUCGCCGCGCGUCGAAAGGAGAUCCCGGCGCAAACAACGGGAGCGUCUAUGAAAAACCGUCCGGUAUCGCUUUUUCGACCCUGAAGGCGAACCCGCCGAGCGUAUAAGAGCCACGGGGCCCGUGCCCGUUCCAUUUUCGUUCGUUUUACUAUCGGACGCGCGUCGCGGCUUGCCUCUCGAGCACUCCCCCCCCCACCCCCUACCGAUCUUCGUGCACACCUCCCCCACCCUCUUCGGUGACCAGCACGGUCAUCAGUCCCAGAAUCGUUCGUUUUCCGUCGUAUUUUCGUCGAUCGGCGACCGGUUUCGGCGAUUCGUCGCUCGCUGCGCCGCGUCUUGUGCUCCGUCGGUGACUCAUCCCGUGGAUUUACUCGCGAGCUUGUGGAUUCGAAUCGGAUUUCUGCGUGGAACGUACCCCGAAUGCCAAAAUGCAGACCAUAGAACGAACAAUGUUGACCGACUGCAAGGAGCUACCCUCCCUGAAACUCGGCGGCUUCGUCCUCGAGAUAGAGUUCAAUUCGCCUAGCCCGGAGCUGCAGGAAGUCGCGAAAAGGGAGCUUCGUGAGACACCGGAGGUCAAAAGCCAGGCCGUUGCUCAGUUCAAGGAAUUAUUAAAAGCGGAGACAGACCUAAAGGUGCCAUUAGACAACGAGGCCUGGUUGGUACGGUUCCUCAGGCCGUGCAAGUACUACCCAGAUUCCGCGCUGAAGCUCGUGAAGAACUAUUACAGCUUCAAAGUGAAGCACGCGAACGUUUACGAUGGUUUGAAGCCCAGCCACGAGAAGAACAUAUUCGAGCAGAAUAUUUUGACAGUGCUGCCCAACAGGGACCAGCAUGGACGAAGGGUGCUGAUCAUGGAGCUGGGAAAGAAGUGGAAGCACACCAAGUGCAACCUGGACGAAGUGUUCAAGGGAUGCGUUCUGUACUUGGAGGCCGCCAUGUUGGAACCAAGCACUCAGAUCGCCGGUGCUGUGGUGGUCUUCGACAUGGACGGGCUCAGUCUUCAACAGACUUUUCAGUUCACUCCACCGUUUGCCAAAAGGAUAGUCGACUGGCUGCAGGACUCGAUGCCCCUCAGGGUCAAGAACAUUCACAUCAUCAAUCAGCCGUACGUCUUCAACAUGGUGUUCCAGUUGUUCAAACCGUUCCUCAGAGAGAAACUCAAGAGCAGAAUCGUAUUCCAUGGAAAAGAUUACAAGUCGUUGCACGAAUACAUGUCGCCCAAGUGUUUGCCGGAAUGUUACGGUGGCACCCUGAAGAUUCCAAGAGUGACGGGGCCACAGUGGUUGGAAUUGUUGCUGAAGUGCGACGAGGAAUUCGAUGCGAUCAACUCUUACGGUUACAAGAAGCAGUAAUUUGUUCUCCGCGACAUUCCUCCAGAAAAAGGACAAAGAGGAGCAACUAUUUGAAAAAAAUCGAAAAUCGAGAGACAGGAACGAUUUUCGAGCAACGAGGACGGUUGUGGGUUCAUCGAUCGUUACGCCAAAUAAAAUUCGGCGCUCGACUCGGUUAAUUAUCUAAUGAAUUAUAUAUUUCCCUUCGUGGUCCUCUAUCCAGUUAUCUCAUAGGAAUCGCGUCUUCACGAAGAAACGAUGAAUAAGAAGCAACAGGUUUGCUGGCGCUGUACACUCGCUUACGUUUCGUAUUAUCACGAAAAGAGAAUAGAUAUUUAUGUAGAUUAAACGCAAUUUUAUAUGGAAAACUGAAUUGUCGAUAGGUAUGUAUUCGUAUUAUUAUAGUUCAUCGAACGAGUAACUUUAGUGAAAAUGAAAUUAGUUUAAGCAACGAAACGCGGUUCGUUUAACGGUGGUGAAACUGUUGAAUCGUCGACUUACCUUUUGGAUUCGAUCGAUUUAGAAUCCCGCGAGGCUUUGAAAGUCUCGCGGGUUAAAAUUGUUUGUCGUUUGGAAAACUUGUUCCUUAGACGACGAGGGAUUUGCUAGAAUUUGUUGUUAUAUUUUUUUCGUAAUAAAAUAUUUGCAAAAACAA
Messenger RNA from Colletes gigas, 2039 nucleotides. RefSeq names its product alpha-tocopherol transfer protein-like. The transcript has 5 exons. Gene Ontology annotation, molecular function: phosphatidylinositol bisphosphate binding. Lineage: Eukaryota; Metazoa; Arthropoda; Insecta; Hymenoptera; Colletidae. The coding region runs from base 479 to 1405 and encodes 308 amino acids. Gene Ontology annotation, cellular component: membrane. The record is from RefSeq and is a predicted model, not a curated record.